CGUCAGGUUGCCUGGCAUAGCCUGCAAGAUGCAUAAAUCCCGAGAACAGUAUGUGAUGUAUAGAUGUCAAUAUCAGAAGCUUCAACUACAAAUACUGCAGGUCCCCUGGAAGAGACACGGGGUUUCACUCCACAUCAUCAUUCUCAUCUGGUCUACGCCGCCUACAGAAAACCAAUUCACGCCACAUAGAAUUACAGAUUUCAUUCAAGCCAAAAACAUCCACAAUGUCUCUGAUUUCCAAAGUCCCGUUCCAGCUAUCCGGUCGCUACGCAGAGCAUAACAAGUGGGAAAACCUCAACGGCCCCAGCGACUCUCGAGUUACGGGGAAACAGAUCAUUGAAGACGAGGGCCUCGUGGAUGCUUGGAGUGACAAAGUGGUGUUCAUCACGGGAGUAUCCUCUGGCAUGGGCCCAGAGACCGUUCGGGUGAUGGCACUGACAGGAGCCACUGUCUUCGGCACAGCACGAAACCUCGAAAAGGCAAAGAAAGCGUUGGGUGCGUCUUUACUGGACAGUGGCCGAGUGCAUUUGUUGUUUAUGGACCAAACCGACUUGUCCAGCGUUCGAGCAUGUGCUGCAGAAUUUCGGAAACAAAGUCCCAAGCUGAAUGUCUUGAUCAACAACGCUGGUCUGACAUCCGACCCAGGUAAUGUACACCCCGAACAACGCACCCAAGACGGAUUCGAGCUACAAUUCGGCACCAACCACCUCUCCCACUUCCUCCUUUUCCACCUCCUUUCAGAUGUCCUCCUCGCCAGCUCCACUCCAUCCUUCCACUCCCGCGUGAUCAACGUUUCAUCCUCGGGCCAUCGCUACGGGCCCCUCCGCCUCGACGACCUCAACUUCGACAGCGCCGGCACAUACGAAGGCUGGGCCGCCUACGGCUCCAGCAAAACGGCCAACAUCUACAUGGCCAACGCUAUCGAGCGGCGGUACGGCGCGCGGGGCUUGCACGGGCUCAGUCUGAACCCGGGGAGUUUCGUGAGUCCGAACUUGCAGCAGCACUGUCAGGAGUCUAUCGAUGCCGCGCAGGAGGUGGACAGGAUGCAGAAGUAUUUUGUGAGUCUUGAGCAGGCGUGCGCGACGAGUGUUUACGGGGCGGUUUCGAAAGACCUUGAGGGAAAGGGGGGUUUGUAUCUUGAGGGGGCUUCGGUGGCGGGACCGGUGCCGGAGGAUGGGGAUGCGGUCGAGUAUGGAUAUGCGAUGUGGGCUUUUGAUGAAGGGAAGGAGGAACAGUUGUGGAGGGUUAGUGAGAGGAUGAUUGGUGUUGAUCAGAGACAGCUCGAGGCACAGUGA
Molecule: messenger RNA, 1295 nt
Organism: Pseudomassariella vexata
Lineage: Eukaryota; Fungi; Ascomycota; Sordariomycetes; Amphisphaeriales; Pseudomassariaceae
Exons: 2
Coding region: 225-1295 (356 amino acids)
Source: RefSeq, a predicted model, not a curated record